Sclerotinia borealis F-4128 is the source of this 2649-nucleotide messenger RNA. NCBI's taxonomy places the organism in Eukaryota, Fungi, Ascomycota, Leotiomycetes, Helotiales, Sclerotiniaceae. The record is from the annotation of a GenBank genome assembly.
AUGGAGUCGCCUCCACCGGCCCCGUCUCAAGAUCAAUCGACUGUCAAAAAUGAAGACCCUGCCACUUCCAAUGAUAUUCAAAUGACCGAUGCGCCAGAAGCAGAAGCAGAAGUAGAAACAGCUACAGCUACAGAGACGAAGUCGAAAACAACCAAAACGGCGCCAGCAUCAGUGGGUUCCCUUGCAACGGUCGACGGUGUCACAAAGGAUGGAUAUGCUGUUAUGGAUGAGGUUGUACAUAAAUUGUCGGAUUACCGCACUGCAGACGGUUACGACAUAUCACAGCUAUUUCAGCGCAUGCUCAACAAGAGGUUUUUACCGGACUACUUUGAGGUGAUUAAGGAACCUACUGCAUUCAGCACAGUUAGACAAAAAAUCAUCAGGAAACAAUACAAGAACAUUAAGGAAUUCGUCCGCGACUUCGCCCUCAUAUCUCACAAUGCGCAAGUUUACAACCGCCCUUCUGCAGCUGCAUAUCAUGACGCCAUUGCGCUUAGGGAGUUGUUUAAGAAGGAAAUGCAACAAUUAGUAGAUGGAAAGGUUAUUACCGCAGAAGAAGCAGAGAUGCCUGAUCUUGGAGAACUCCCCCCCGUCGAAGACUCACCACCACCGGGUCCUGACGACGAAGAACAGGAGGACGAUGAUGAGGAUGAUGAAGAGGACGAUGAGGAAGACGAUUCCGACGAGGAAGGUGUGAAACGAAAAUACAAACGCAAAAUCCGACGUUCGAGCAUGAAUAGACGUGAAGGGGGUGACGAAACAACGGAAAAGCCUGAGGAGCAGAAGAAGCGCGGUAGGCCACCUAAGGUGCAUACGCCCAUGGAAGCUCGCAUAAAUAAUAUCCUGAAAGGAUUAAGAAAAUUCAAAAACACUAGAGGGGAGCUCAAGAUUGCACCCUUCGAAAGAUUGCCCGAUAAGACCAACAUGCCGGAAUAUUACCAGGAAGUCAAAGCCCCAAUGGCAAUGGAUCUUAUCAAGAGGCAGGCAAAGCGCAAGAAGUAUCAAACUGUGGAUUCCGUUCUCAAGGAUUUAGAGCUCAUGUUUGAGAAUGCCAAAGCAUUCAAUGAGGAGGAUAGUGAGGUUUACAACGAUGCAGUAUCCCUUCAGAAUGAAGCUAGAGCUAUGGCUGAACACGAGAAGAAGAGGCCGGAUGAAGACUUUGUUUCCGAAGAUGGACGGAUACCUCUGAAAGAAAUACUUUACAAAGACGAGGUAUGGAAGGUCGGAGACUGGAUCCACUUGACCAAUCUUAACGAUGUUACGAAGCCAGUGGUUGGGCAGAUAUAUCGGACCUGGCGAGAUAUUGAAGGGCAGGAUUGGAUCAAUGCUUGCUGGUAUUACCGACCUGAGCAAACAGUUCAUCGAUUUGACAAGCAUUUCUAUGAAAAUGAGGUUGUGAAGACUGGACGUUAUAUUGACCAUAAGAUUGAUGAUGUUGUUGACCGUUGCUUUGUCAUGUUUUUCACAAGAUACUUCAAAGGACGCCCUCGUCAUUUUUCUGCAGACAGGGAGAUUUAUGUCUGUGAGGCACGUUACAACGAACAUGUAUACAAGCUCAACAAAAUCAAGACCUGGGCUAGCUGUGUACCAGAUGAGGUUAGGGAGAAAGAUUAUGAAAUGGACCUCUUUGAGGCUCCAAGGCCGAUGAAGAAGUUUCCGAGCCCGAUCAAGCAUCUACUUCGUGAUGAUGCCACAGAAAAUGAUCCUAUACCAAAGCCUACUUUUGGCGCAAAAGGGGCACCUCCUAUUGUCGGAGCUGUGCAUAAGCUGCCUCGUGCCGAAAAUGACUCUCCACCACCAUCGCCCACUCCACCUCCCGCAUCUCCUCUGCCAAAUCUGGAACCAAUUCGUCCCCCGCCUACAAGUGAUAGACCUCGAUUCGAUUCACAAGGAGACAUCUCAAUGGCUGGAACAACUCCAAGUGCUAAUGCCUCGCCCAUGAUCAGCCAGCACUCAACCCAACCGCCAUAUACGCAACCUUUUGCACAAGCUCGCCCAUCUGCCUCUCCGGCCCCCCCUCAGCAUGCUCAUUCAUACAGCUCGCACGGAACUGCGCCAGCUGCGCCACCAACUCCAUCAUAUCAACCCGCGACUGCUUAUAACACUCAUUCUGCCGCCACUCCAAGCGCUACCCAUCACCACUCCAACCCACUAGCCAACUACCAAAGCUACCACAGCAGCAGUACCCCGCGUGCUGGUGGCCCUAGUUCGAGUUCGCAUGGCUCACACGGUAACACAUAUAAUCCACCUCGCGCAAUUGAAGUUUACACACUUCCUGAUGCUGCAAAUUCUUCUAUUCCAGCCGAUGUUCGUUCACAAUUCCAUACAGACGAAUUCGGUCGGAUCAUUUUCUACACCUCACCACCACUAGACUCCAGUCCAAUACCCAACGAGUUGCAAGGCCUGGGGCAUAGCCUGAAGUAUCUAGCCAACAAAGUGCGACGUAAGGAAGAGCUCGAGAAGAAACGCAAAAUUCGUGAAGUGGAAUUGGAAAUUGAAGCUACUGAACGGCUAAAGCGUGCGAAAGCUGAGGCCGAAGUUAGAAAGCAGGCUAUACUUAGCGCCCAGGCUAAGUCUAUCAAAAAUUGGGCCGAGAAUUUGGAGAAGGGUACAGAGAUACUUUACAAACAGCUAAGUGAUGGGGUUUGA